Molecule: messenger RNA, 2252 nt
Organism: Epinephelus lanceolatus (giant grouper)
Lineage: Eukaryota; Metazoa; Chordata; Actinopteri; Perciformes; Serranidae
Gene: pcbp4
Product: poly(rC) binding protein 4
Molecular function (GO): RNA binding
Source: RefSeq, a predicted model, not a curated record
CUCUUCCCUGCAGGACUGUUCGAGUGAUGUCGCCACGUCCACAGAUCUGAUCCAUCAGGUUGAGUUGAAACAGGAGCAGAGAUAAAAUCCACCCCUGACACCGACUCCCAGGACCGUCCCACCGUCCACCCCCGAACCCAACCUCCCCUCACCCCUCUCACAGCUCCAGGGCUCUCCAAGGGUUCCUCGCCGGGUUCUCCAAAGGGUUCUCUGUGGUGUUCUGGAAAGCUCCAUACGCCUCGGGGCCUCGGACCUUCAUGCGUCUCCCAGCAGCAGAGUCCACCCACACCUCCACCCACCACACCACCACCACCACCAUGAGCUGUGAACAGGAGUUUGGAGACGGGGCCAUGGGAGUCACGCUCACACUGCGCCUCCUCAUGCACGGAAAGGAAGUAGGAAGCAUUAUCGGCAAGAAAGGAGAAACAGUGAAGAGAAUACGAGAAGAGAGCAGCGCGAGGAUCAACAUCUCAGAGGGCUCCUGUCCAGAGAGGAUCAUCACCAUCACGGGUCAGACGGACUGCGUGUUCAGAGCCUUCACCAUGAUCACGUUCAAACUGGAGGAGGACCUGACAGCCUUGGUAGCCAACGGCACGGUGACCAGCAAGCCUCCGGUCACCUUACGGCUGGUCAUCCCGGCCAGUCAGUGCGGCUCCCUCAUCGGCAAGGGCGGGUCAAAGAUCAAGGAGAUCAGAGAGACGACAGGUGCCCAGGUGCAGGUGGCAGGUGACCUCCUCCCAAACUCCACAGAGAGAGAGGUGACGAUAUCAGGGAGCCAGGACGCCAUCAUCCAGUGUGUCAAACUCAUCUGCACGGUCAUCCUAGAGUCUCCACCAAAGGGAGCAACUAUUCCGUACCGACCCAGCCCGACCCCAGGAACUGUGCUGCUGGCAGGAAACCAGGUGUUCGAGGCGUCAGACUUUGGCUCUCACCCUCUGUUCUCUGUGGCGCAGGGAGGAGUGGACCUGCAGCAAACAUAUGCAGUACAGAGUCACUACGGCAUUCCACAUUCAGAGUUAGCAAAGCUCCACCAGUUGUCAAUGCAGCAGCAGGGCCUGGCCCCCAUCAGCCAAUCAGCUACACAAGUUCUACCUGGAGGGAUGGACACCAACUCCCAAACCACAUCUCAGGAGCUCCUCAUUCCAAACGAUCUGAUCGGCUCAAUCAUCGGUCGCCAGGGCACCAAGAUAAACGAGAUCCGGCAGGUGUCUGGGGCUCAGAUCAAGAUCGGCAGUCAGAUCGACAGCACCAGUGACCGUCACGUCACCAUCACCGGCACACCGAUAGCCAUCAACCUGGCUCAGUACCUGAUCACUUCAUGUUUAGAGACCGCCAAAUCCACCGCCCAGUCCUCCUCCAUGCCGUCUCCCGUUGACCUGACCAUGAGCUUCACCCAGCCCGCCCCCCCUGCCUCGUCCUCCUCCUCCUCCCCCCUGGCAGCGAUGGGCGCCGCACUGCCCCACGCUCAAAUGCUGGGCGCUCCCUACGCCCUCCCCCUCUCCAGCCUCCUGGGAAUGAAAUCCAUCCCUUACCUGGCACUCUCCACCCCUCCUGCCUCAGCAGCAGCGGCGGCGGCGGCGGCGGCUGCAGCCAUCGGGACUCCCAUGUUACCAGGUUCGAUGCAGACGGCGGCGACGGCAGCCGUUCCGGUUCAGGCUCACGCGGCAGCGGCCCUGGCGUCCUACACGGCCAAGAUCUCGUCCUCAGCCAACGGGAUGAAGAAGCCGGAGAGACAGAAGUUUGCGCCGUACUGAUGAGGGAGAGGGAAUGAGAGGAUGAGUUUGCAUCACUGAGGUAGCUUCUGAGGACGAGGCUGGUUUUUAGAUGGAAGGGCACUUCUUAUUUUCCUUCUUUUGUUAUGUCACUUCUCUUUCUUCCUCUGCCUCUCCAUCUCUUAUUCCUGUCUGGUGUCAAAGUGGGAUCAUUGGAUGAUUUAUGAUGUGAUGAUAAUGACAAUAAGGUUUAUCUUGGGGUUAGUCGCACUGAGCCACGCCAUGUACGUCUGUGAGCAGCACUGAGUCUUGAUUAGACCUGUUUUAUGAGGCCUCCACGCUGACGAGAGCCGUAAUGGGAGGCAGUGUGUUUCCAGGUUGUCCAUACCUACACAUACAUCCGCACAUACACCAGUCCGUCCAUCCCAUUCUCAUGAACACGAUAUCUCAAAACCACCUUGAGGGAAUUUCUUCAAAUUUGGCACAGACGUCCAUUUGGACCAAAAAAUACACUGAUUAGAAUUUUGUGAUCGAAAGUCA